Molecule: messenger RNA, 1882 nt
Organism: Magallana angulata
Lineage: Eukaryota; Metazoa; Mollusca; Bivalvia; Ostreida; Ostreidae
Product: cryptochrome-1-like
Exons: 13
Coding region: 157-1827 (556 amino acids)
Biological process (GO): circadian regulation of gene expression; entrainment of circadian clock by photoperiod
Cellular component (GO): nucleus; cytoplasm
Molecular function (GO): FAD binding; DNA binding
Source: RefSeq, a predicted model, not a curated record
CAGGCUGAAAAGCUGGGAAAGAAAUUCAACGUUAUCAGAUUAAAAGGCCUUUGGAAUUCUUUGAUUCGGUUAGGAGCCGCUGCUGAGGAAAGGUGUCGGAGACGAUGAUGUAGAAACCACUGACAGUAUUAGUUGAGAAAUUGAAGAAAGAAAAGAAUGAACACAAAUCAAGAGGAAGUUGUGAUCCAUUGGUUUCGACAUGGACUACGUCUCCAUGACAACCCGUCCUUGAUAGAUGGACUCUCUGAGUGCGAUAGAUUUUAUCCAGUAUUCAUUUUUGAUGGCGAAGUUGCGGGAACUAAGACAGCAGGUUACAAUCGUUUCCGAUUCCUGUUGGAAUGCCUGCAGGAUCUGGACAAGAAUCUAAAGGCAGCGGGAACCAGACUGUACUGUUUCCAGGGCCAACCCACUGACAUACUGGAGAGACUGAUCGAGGAAUGGGGAGUGACCAAGGUGACCUUUGAGGCGGACCCUGAACCCAUUUGGCAGGAGCGGGACCGAUUGGUGAGAGAACUACUGGACAAGAAGAAUGUGCAGUGUGUGGAGAAAGCGUCCCACACCCUCUGGGAUCCUUAUGAAAUAAUUGAGAACAAUGGAGGUAGCCCACCUUUGACCUUUUCCCUCUUUAACCUUGUGACCUCAACUAUAGGACCCCCUCCGAGACCAGCUGAGGACCCAGAUUUCACAGACAUAAGUCUGCCUGUCAGUCAGAAUCAUGACAAACAGUUUGGAAUUCCCACUUUGGAGGAUUUGAAUGUGAGACCAGAAUGUGAAGAGCAGAAUAAGAGGCUUGUGGAAUGGCUUGGAGGGGAAUCAAAGGCCUUGGAAUUACUGGCCAUACGCAUGAAACAUGAAGAAAAGGCCUAUGAGAAUGGUUACGUGAUGCCCAAUCAGUAUCACCCAGACCUCCUGUCCCCACCCCUCAGUCUCAGUGCCCAUCUACGCUUUGGCUGUCUGUCUGUCCGCAAGUUCUACUGGAGCAUUCACGACAAAUUUGAAGAGCAAAAUACAAGAUCCACUGCAUUGCAUUUUAAGGUGAAGCCUUCGAUGGGGGCACCUGUUUCCCUGUCGGCUCAGCUGAUGUGGAGGGAGUACUUCUACACAAUGGCUAUCAACAACAUCAACUAUGACAAGAUGGAGACCAACCCAAUCUGUCUCAACAUUCCCUGGUAUGAUAACCCAGAGCAUGAGGAAAAAUGGACCCAGGGUGAGACUGGGUAUCCGUGGAUUGAUGCCAUCAUGAAGCAGCUCAGAUACGAGGGGUGGGUCCACCAUGUUGCUCGCCACGCUGUGUCCUGUUUCCUGACCAGAGGUGACCUUUGGUUGAACUGGGAGGUUGGGCUAAAGGUGUUCUAUAAAUAUUUACUGGAUGCUGAUUGGUCAGUUUGUGCCGGCAAUUGGAUGUGGGUGUCUAGUUCUGCUUUUGAGAAGGUCCUCCAAUGCCCUAACUGUUUUUGUCCUGUCAGAUAUGGGAAGCGCAUGGAUCCCUCUGGGGAAUAUGUUCGGCGAUAUUUACCAGUUUUAAAAGACAUGCCAUUGAGGUACUUGUUUGAGCCAUGGAAAGCUCCACUUCCUGUGCAGCAGAAAGCAAAGUGCAUUGUGGGUGUUGAUUAUCCUAAGCCAAUGGUUGACCACCAAAAGGCAUCAAAAGAAUGCAUACAAAACAUGAAAGCUGUCAAAGAUGCACUGAUGGGGAAAGAAAUCCCUCACUGUGCCCCAUCAGAGGAAAUUGAAGCCAGACGUUUUUCUUGGUUACCUGAUCACACGCCAUCUGGGGGGCAUUGUACUGCAAACUUCCUGUGUGAUGGCCUGAAGGAUAUGAACUGAGAUGAUCUGGGAAUUCUUGCGAAGUUUAAAUCUUCAUAAAGUUCUCGCUCUCUGU